Molecule: messenger RNA, 6192 nt
Organism: Artibeus jamaicensis (Jamaican fruit-eating bat)
Lineage: Eukaryota; Metazoa; Chordata; Mammalia; Chiroptera; Phyllostomidae
Gene: PTGFRN
Product: prostaglandin F2 receptor inhibitor
Exons: 9
Coding region: 287-2932 (881 amino acids)
Source: RefSeq, a predicted model, not a curated record
GCGGCUGGGGCUGCACGCUCAGCGCGGCGGGCGGCUCUGGCGCCCGGCUCCCGGUGCCCGGAGGGCCUGAGGAGGGCGGGAAGGAGGUAGGCGGGGGGCGGGAGCGAGGGGCGCACGUCCGCCCGGCGCUGGGAUUGCGCGGCUGGCGGGGAGAGCGGAGCAGGCGCGAGGCCCAGGCGGAGGAGCGCUGACUCUGGAGCAGCCGGAGGUGGAGGAGGAGGAGGAGGAGAGGCGGCGGGGAAGGAGGAGGAGGCGGAGAGUCGCUCCCGCCCAGCGAGCGGCGAGCAUGGGACGCCUGGCGCCCAGGCCGCUGCUGCUGGCGCUGCUGUCGCUGGCUCUUUGUCAAGGGCGUGUGGUGAGAGUCCCCGCCGGGAGCCUGGUGCGGGUGGUGGGCACCGAGCUGGUCAUCCCCUGCAACGUCAGCGACUACGACGGCCCCAGCGAGCAGAACUUUGACUGGAGCUUCUCGUCUUCGGGGAGCAGCUAUGUGGAGCUGGCCAGCACCUGGGAGGUGGGCUUCCCAGCCCAGCUGUACCGGGAGCGCCUUCAGCGGGGCGAGAUCCUUUUGAGGCGAACCGCCAACAAUGCCGUGGAACUCCACAUAAAGAACGUCCAGGCCUCGGACCAAGGCCACUACAAGUGUUCGACCCCCAGCACGGAUGCCACCGUCCAGGGCAACUAUGAGGAUACAGUGCAGGUGAAAGUGUUGUCUGACGCCCUGCACGUGGCUGCCAGCCCGCCGUCCUCCCCGGGCCAGGGCCUGAGUCUGCGCCUGGGCGAGCCCUUCGAGCUGCGCUGCGCGGCCGCCACCGCGUCCCCGCUGCACACCCACCUGGCGCUGCUGUGGGAGCUGCGGCACGGCCCCUCCUGGCAGAGUGUCCUCGGCCUGACCCACGAGGGCCGGCUGCGCCCGGGCCCCGGCUAUGAGCAGCGUUACCAUGACGGAGACGUGCGCCUGGACACCGUGGGCAGCGACGGCUACCGCCUCUCUGUGUCCCGGGCCCUGGCCACCGACCAGGGCACCUACAGGUGCGUCGUCAGUGAGUGGAUCGAAGAGCAAGGCAACUGGCAAGAAAUCCAAGAGAAAGCCGUGGACGUGGCCACCGUGCUGAUCCAGCCGACAGUUCUGCGAGUGGCUGUGGGCAGGAAUGUGUCCGUGGCUGAAGGGAAGGAGCUAGACCUGACCUGCAACAUCACAACCGACCGAGCAGAUGACAUCCGGCCCGAGGUGACGUGGUACUUCAGCAGGACGCCUGGCAGCACUGUGCCCGGCCCCCACGUGCUGGCCCGGCUGGACCGAGACUCCCUGGUGCACGGCUCUCCUCAUGUCGCUCUGAGUCACGUGGAUGCACGCUCCUACCAUUUACUGGUUCGAGAUGUGAGCAAAGAGAACUCUGGCUACUAUUUCUGCCACGUGGCACUCUGGGCCCCGGGACACAACAGGAGCUGGCACAAAGUGGCAGAAGCCAUGUCUUCCCCAGCUGGCGUGGAUGUGACCUGGCUAGAGCCAGACUACCAGGUGUACCUGAAUGCCUCCAAGAUCCCCGAGUUUGCAGACGACCUCACUGAGCUGGAGUGCCGGGUGGUGGACAUGAAGAGCACCGAGCCACGCGUCCGGGUCACGGUGUCCUGGUACUACAGGAUGAACCGGCGCAGUGACGACGUGGUGACCAGCGAGCUCCUUGCCGUCAUGGACGGGGACUGGACGCUGAGGUACGGAGAGAGGAGCAAGCAGCGGGCCCAGGACGGAGACUUCAUUUUCUCUAAGGAGCGUACGGACACAUUCAGCUUCCGAAUCCAAAGGACUACAGAGGAAGACAGAGGCAAUUACUACUGCGCAGUGUCCGCCUGGACCAGACAGCGGAACGACAGCUGGGUGAAGAGCAAGGAUGUCUUCUCCAAACCUGUCCACAUAUUUUGGGCAUCCGAAGACUCUGUGCUGGUGGUGAAGGCGAGGCAGCCAAAGCCCUUCUUCGCCGCAGGAAAUACAUUUGAGAUGACUUGCAAAGUGUCUUCCAAGAAUAUUAAGUCACCGCGCUACUCCGUUCUCAUCACGGCUGAGAAGCCUGUUGGGGACCUCUCCAGUCCCAACGAAACCAAGUACAUCAUCUCCCUGGACCAGGAUUCGGUGGUGAAGCUGGAGAACUGGACAGACGCCUCCCGGGUGGACGGCGUCGUGUUGGAAAAAGUGCAGGAGGAUGAGUUCCGCUACCGAAUGUACCAGACUCAGGUGUCAGACGCCGGGCUGUACCGCUGCGUGGUGACAGCCUGGUCCCCUGUCAGGGGCAGCCUGUGGCGGGAAGCAGCCACCAGUCUCUCCAACCCUAUCGAGAUAGACUUCCAGACCUCAGGUCCUGUGUUCAAUGCCUCUGUGUACUCCGACACUCCGUCCGUCAUCCGGGGAGACCUGAUCAAACUGUUCUGCAUCGUCACUGUCGAAGGCGCAGCCCUGGAUCCAGAUGACAUGGCCUUCGAUGUGUCCUGGUUUGCGGUGCACUCCUUCGGCCUGGACAAGGCUCCCGUCCUCCUGUCUUCCCUGGACCGGAAGGGCAUUGUGAGCACGGCCCACAGGGACCGGAAGAGCGACCUCAGCCUGGAGCGUGUGAGCGUGCUGGAGUUCCUGCUGCGGGUGCACGGCGCCGAGGACCAGGACUUCGGCAACUACUACUGUUCCGUGACCCCCUGGGUGAGGUCACCCACGGGGUCCUGGCAGAAGGAGGCAGAGAUCUACUCCAAGCCCGUCUUUCUAACUGUGAAGAUGGAUGUGCUGAACGCCUUCAAGUACCCGCUGCUGAUCGGUGUCGGCCUGUCCACCGUCGUCGGGCUCCUGUCCUGCCUCAUCGGGUACUGCAGCUCCCACUGGUGUUGCAAGAAGGAGGUCCAGGAGACCAGGCGUGAGCGCCGCCGACUCAUGUCCAUGGAGAUGGACUAGGCUGGCACGGGCCGAGGCAACGACAGGGACCGCCUAGGAGCGAUUUGGGCGAGCAGAGGACGGUGGUACUCGAACGCGACGUGUGUUACACUAAAACCCAGUCCUCUCUAAUCUCAGGUGGGACGCGGCGCUCUCCCCUCUGCAUGUCAAGUUCGGAGCGCGGACACGUUUACCAGCACACAGCUUCUCUUCCCACGGCACUUUCUGAGGACAAUCGAGUGUGUCUUUCCCAACCGCGGCUUUUUGAUGGUUAACCUCUGUCUAAUUUUUUUCUCCUACUGGUUUAUAGAUCUCUGACGUGUGUGUGUUGAUAGCUCUUGUCCUGAGAGAUGGUGGUGAGGACAGGGUGAUGACGUUGGGAGUUCUUUGUCCUGGGUGAGAGCCGGCCUCGGGGCCGGAGGCAGGUGUCGGGGGACGGCUGGGCGCCCCACUCUGCGCUGGCCCGAGGCAGCACGGACCUGUGCCGGAGGUGAAAUCGCAGCUUUCACUGCCCCGCCCCACCCCCGUUUUCAGGGGUCUAGACCACAUUUGAAAUCUAAACUUGCAGCACGUAACUUCCUGUCGAGCCCAAAUGCGUAUUUUGGUUUUGCUUCUCUGCCCCUUUCCAUUUCUUUGCUCUUUGCGUUACACGAGCGUGCGGAACGGCAGCCCUGGAACCGAGAACGUGGCUCUCCACCGAGCACCUUACCCUGCCACCUUAGCCUUAAGAAUGAAUAUGAAGAAAACGACACAGCCACCUCCGUCCAGGGCAGUAAGGAGGUCUGCAAGAAAGAGGAAGUUGGGGACAUGGGAAGGCACAGACACUCGGAGAGUGAGGAGGUCCCUGGGCCGCAAGGCGCCCCGGGGAGAGUGGAAGGCGCAUCCUGAGAGCUGGGCUUCUGCACCUUGAGCCGGGAGGGUCCGUGGUGCCAGGGGCGUGUCAGGCAGAAGGAGCCACCUCCAUUCCCCAAUCCUGCCCUUUGCAGGAGGCAAAGGCCUGGGACACCAAGGGACGUCCGGGGGACCCACAGAAACCCCACGUCCUUCACGGGCUGUGCGGCCCCCUUAACAUGAAGGACACCUGCUGCUGGUGAGACUGGCUGAGUCACGGAGUCAGAAUUGCCUGGGGGAGCCGUACGUUUUCUCUGACCUUCUCAGUCUUUCAGGUCUUUGUCAGAUCCCCAGCAAGGGCUCAGUGAGAAAGGGCAGGCUGUGUAGGCUUCGCUUUCCUAUUAGGAACGUGAAGGAAACCCAGCAAUUUACUGCCAUGUGAACAGCCUACAAAGUAUCUCUGGGAGCAGUCUGUUUGGCCCGACUGCUCAGACCAGGAGGACAACGGACCGGAGAGAUCGUCCACUCCCUGGAGUGUCCGGCACCCGAUGCAGCGCUGGCCUCUCUGAGGCUGCCAGGUGACUCGUGCCCUACUUUGCACUCCUCUGUGCUGCUAUCGUGAAGGAUCUAACACUCCUCUGUCUUCUGAAGAGGAAAACAAGACGCGUUUGUUUUGAGCAAUAAAAUAAUACAAAAUGAUGGCCAUUCAUGUACAGCUCUUUGUCGCAGUGGGCUGGACGAGCCAGACACCCCCCAACCCCGCUCACCCACCUCCCCCACUCUGCUGCCCACGAUCCCUUCUGCACUUGUCACUGAGCCCCCCCAAGAGGCAGAUUCCCACUCAGUGUUUUCUUUUUGUUUUGCCCACCGAGUGGACCACUGGUGGGACAGGAGCGAGAUUCUGCACUGAUGGUAGCAGCCCAGACGAAUUCCAGGCACAAGUGAAACCCGGGAAGACAGGCAGCAGGUGCGCCCCAGCAGAGCAGGAGUGGCUGGGGGGAGCUGGAGGCCUUGGUAGGUCUAGAGCCAGAGUUUUCCAUGUACUGUUACCUAACUCCUCCUUCAGAGGAGGGCGGGUCACAGGUGAUCCUACAAACCGGAACUAGAGAGAGCACACAAACACAUGUGCCGUGUUGGGGCGGCCAGUGCCCUCCUGGAGCCCCGGCAGUUACUGCACCGACUAGAAGACGCAGGAUUUUGUAGCACAGGCCUUUCGUGGUAGGAGGAAAGGGUGCUUAGCUUGGGAUGUGCCCAGGUGGCCCCAGGUGUAUGUGAAACCACGAAUGGGUCACAGCAGACACAGUAGUAGUAACUGUACCUUAUCCUUUCAAACUGCUAUUGCAGUUCAAGGCUGGGGAUGUGAAAACAUGGACCGCAACCCCACCCUCUGCCCAUCGGGCCGGCCAAACUGCCAGUCGCCUGGACGUUAGCCAAAGGGGAAAAUCCCAGGGGGUUGUACCAAGGACCUCGUUCCUUCCAGGGACUUAGACUUGCCAGGGCGUGCGUCCUUUCAGAAGUACGAGCUCCACUCUCCCGCUGUACCGGAUAGAGCCCUGCCUAGUGGGUGCUGUGCUGGGAGAGGCUCCACCGGAAGCGCCGGGCGGAUGGAGGGAGGACCCAGUCAGGAUUCACACGGAGGACGUUGUACUUCUCAACAACAACCUUACACAAUGUUACGGUUUUUCCCUACUCAUAAAAGUACCCCCAGAAAGAGCCUAAUCUGUGUUCAGAUAGGAGCCUCAAAAUUCCUUUCAAUUGUUUACUUUAUAAUGUUUACAUACACUUUACACCUAAAAGAAAAAAAGAAAAAAAAAUGCAAACUCUGACUUUUUAUCAACUUUUCAGAUUUUUCACGGGACAGUGGAACUUUGACUCACCAACUGGAUUUCAAUCUUACUCUAGAAAUGUAUUUAUUUGUGUCUUUCCCCCCUUCCCCUCCAUGUGGCUUUCCUGAGACCCCAGUGAAAGAGGCCCCUCCUGCGCAGACCCUUGUCCAUUCCCCCUCUCCCCAACCCGUGGCUCUUGCUUCUUGCUUUGCAGAUGGCCUGCAGCCAUGAACUUGUCACUGGCAUCUGUGAGCCAAAGACCGAGCCUUUGUGGCAGGAAUAAUAAGCAAUACUACACAACUUGCUACUUUCAGAAAACUUUUUUUUAGCUUCACCGAUGACAACAGAGGAAGAAGGGAACUGGGAUUUGGGUAAGUUCUCUUCCACUGUUUGACCAGAUUCUCAGUGAUACAUAUUGGGUGCAGAUCACUAGGAGAAAAAAGUUGACUUUUUCUUUUGUAGCGGGGCACAUAGGAUCUGCCGAAUUUUAUGUAGACAAAGGAAGGGUCUUGUGUAUUUUUGUCCAUAUCCAAUGUUAUAUGAACUAAUUGUAUUGUUUUAUACUGUGACCACAAAUAUUAUGCAAUGCACCAUUUGUUUUUUAUUUCAUUAAAGGAAGUUUAA